Molecule: messenger RNA, 4448 nt
Organism: Trachymyrmex septentrionalis
Lineage: Eukaryota; Metazoa; Arthropoda; Insecta; Hymenoptera; Formicidae
Product: profilin
Exons: 3
Coding region: 142-522 (126 amino acids)
Cellular component (GO): cell cortex
Molecular function (GO): actin monomer binding
Source: RefSeq, a predicted model, not a curated record
GGCGGAACGACCGGCGUUUCGGAGUUCGGAGAGCGCGUAUCGGUAGUUGCGAGACGAGGCAGUCGGUGACGGGUUGUGGUCGUCUAGUGUAUCGUAGUGAACGGUUUUGAUCGUCUUUUCCUUCCCUCCUUGUGUUCAAAAAUGAGCUGGCAGGAUUACGUUGAUAAGCAGCUGCUCGCGUCUAGGUGUGUUACCAAAGCGGCGAUCGCCGGACACGAUGGCAAUGUGUGGGCGAAAUCUGAAGGCUUCGAAGUAAGUAAAGAAGAACUCGCGAAAUUAGUGCAGAGUUUUGAAGAGCAAGACAUCCUGACGUCGUCCGGGGUUACCUUAGCUGGCAAUAGGUACAUCUACUUGUCGGGCACGGACCGUGUGAUAAGGGCAAAACUCGGCAAAGUCGGCGUCCACUGCAUGAAGACGACGCAAGCCGUAGUUGUCUCUCUGUACGAGGACCCCAUACAACCACAGCAAGCCGCAUCUGUCGUUGAAAAACUGGGCGAAUACCUCGUGUCCUGCGGCUAUUAGUAACCUCUGGGACCCAACAUAAAUAUCUAAUAUUAAUAAUAAACGAUACGAUCGAUUAUUUUAAUGAACAGCGAAUGGAACAUGCGCCAUACCGCACGAGUUGCCCCGGAAUUGCCGCACGCCCUGCCGCGCGACUCACGAUGAAAAUGCAGCGACAACAGCAGCAACAGCAGUAACAAAUACACAGCCGAGAACAGUGCAUCUACCAUUAUUGCUCCCGUCAUUAUUCUUUUCUCAAUUUUUGUUUCUUUGACACGACGUAGAGAACGGAAAGGAAGACACGCGCGAGUUUAUACUGAAUAUUGCUGAGUAAACGCACGUACCAUACGUAAACAACGACGCACCCUUCUCCUUCCUCUUUUUCCCAUACUUUUUAUCAUACAAACCUGUGUUGUUUCUCUCUUCUCCUUUCGUUCUCCGUUCUCUUAUCUUCUCAGUCAUACACGUAUACGUACUUAAGCAUCGUAGAUACGUGUGAAGGUAUACGCGUGUCUCGUGUUCUGUCAUCUCGUGUUAUGUUCUAUGUGACGCGUAUGAGCGUCGGAGAUUGUGGGGAAACUUCGGCGUCUUAUCGAUAUCGAUACUAAUAUCGAUGUUAUUUGCCACAUCUGCUCUCUAUCUGCUCCCAACCCUUGUAAUAAUCGCGCAGCAAUGCGAGUCUCGACGGCUGUGACGCGCGAGAGAGAUGCGAGAUCACAUCUGAGACGCCGACGCGUCGCGAGGAGUGAUGACAAGGAUCGAUGGCGGUUUUGACGAUCGAUCGGUGGGAGAACCGCCGCUAUCCGUGCGAGAGCUGUUACGGUGACGCACGUUACAAGACGUCAUUGAUAUCAUAGCAUUGAAGUGUAAUAGCUACGUUCAAUAGAGAAAUCAGUUGAUUCUUUGAUAUGAUUGGUUCUUGCCUUUAGGUCUUCGCUGGAUCUAAAUGAAGGAAUCAAUCAUAUUUCAAGAAUCAUUAAGCGUUAACUGAUUAAUUUUCUCUGCUGAACGCAGCCCAUAAUACUGGAACGAGCGCUGACGCUAGGGUUUCUCGGGUAAAUAUUAAGAAUAUCCCAGUCACCUCAAAUUUUGAUAUAAAAAUCAUGCUUGCAUUGCAGUAUUUCGUAGCUGACAGAUUUCUGAACAGAUUUCCUGAACAGUCAUCAACUUUAACGAUUAAUAUCUCAAUUUGUAGAACAAAACGACGCUUUUUUCUUGUCAAAUUUUUAUUUUUACGGGAAAACGCAUCGAUUAAGUAUAUUUUUAUUACAAUUUAAAACGACAGAGGUAUUCUUGAUGCUGAUUCUACAUUGAGUUGGUAGUCUGAAGUCUUAGUCUUAAUCGGUGGAGUUGGCCAAAUCAGCAUUAGUCGUACAAGUUGGCUAUUGAUCAACUUCACCAAUAAGACUUAGGACUACCGACUCAUUGUAAAAUCAGUAUAACAGUUAUCAUUUUACGAAUCGAUGAAGAGGAUUCUAUGUGGUCUUUGUCUUUUGGCUAUAAGUUUCAAAUACUAAAAAUUGGCGCCAAAUUGUCUCUGGUGAGAGACGUAUAUCGUAUCAAAUUGAAACAAAAGUUUAGGUUAAAUUAAAGGACCUAAUCUAUAUUUUAAUGAAAUAUACUUAACGUAUAUAUAUUAUAACUAUAGUAGUAUAACCUAUACUACUAAACUUGAAAUAUACUACUAAAUUUUUUUUACGAGAAUGUAUUCUACUAUUAUUUAUUACACUUGCGCAGUAUAGGUUGGAAAAAGAUCAAGAUACCACUUGGAAUACUCUUGGACUUAUAAAUAUUCUCUCUUGGGAUGUACUGGAUGUAGCCUUGCAUCGCACCAAUUGUAUGUAAGCGCUGCACUGUAUUGAAGUAGUGUACAUCAUGAUGUAUACUACUUCAUUAGUACUAGAUACUAAAAUCCUGCUCUUGUUUGAUUUCUAUUUUCAAAUUUUAAAUGUUACUCACUCUACACUUUUCUUCGAACGUUGUAGCAAAAUCGUAUUUUGUACAUAAAACAUGCACCACUAUUGUAGCCACGGAAGCACGUUAACACCGAAUGAGUUUAUCUAUCACCAGUCAUGGAAACACGUUAUACUAUCUGAGUGGUGCAUUGGUGGGCAAUAGUGCAGUCAAGGGAAAGUGCUAUUAAUGCAGGAGCCGCGCUCGUUCCAGUAUUAUAUUUUAGUACAUCAUAGACAUUCGUAAGCGAUGCGAGUGCAUGGUUUUUUGAUUGAAAAAACGAUGAUCUUUUGCGUGACGAUCUCACUAUUAUGGAUCCAGUAACGGUGAGAUGGGGAAAUUAGAUUUGGAAUCUGGCAUGCCUUUGUCAUAAAAAAAUUAAAACCCGACCAACGUUAUUUUGACUUUAAGCGAGGCUCGAAACUCUACUUCUAUCUCUCCCUCUCUGUCGGCGUUAGACUCGAUUGCACCAACAUUUAACUUUAAACGGGACUUAAAAUUCUCGUUUUAUGUAUCUCUCUCGGCUUGAGAGAGAGAGAGAGAGAGAGAGAGAGGGGGGGGGGAGGAGAGAGAGAGAGAGAAUUUUAAGCUUCUCUUAAAGUUGAAGUAACGUUACAAUCUGGUCUUAAAGAAAGAAAGAGAGAAUUUUAAUCUUCGCUCAAAGUAACAUUGGUGUAAUCGGGCCUAAAAGGCGCGAAUCGCAAUGGAUCAUAAUGUGGGUGGUGAUUCGCUAUGGGAUGAAUGACAAUUUUAAAUGCGACGUCACAUCGUCUUUCAUUUUUUCGUUACAUGCGUUUGAUUUUUUUUUUUUCGGAAAAGGAGGAGUCACCAGUGAGAAAUCUCCUGUGAGAAAUCGAAUCAUUAAAUUUGAAUUUAUCGGAGAUAAUUUUGUCCCUAUUUGUGAAGAAUAUAUAUAUGAAAUAUUGUUUAAAAAUAAUAUGUUGUACGCGGAAACAAUCUAUUUUAUCUUGUAUCAUAUAUUUAAUACAUAAAGUGUAUACAGUUGUAUACUUAUUUGUUUCACGCAUUUACGCGUGUAUGAAGAAAUACACAUCAAUGAUCGAUCGACAAAUAUCAGAAAAAGAGAGAGAGUGAGUGAGUGAGAGAGAGAGAGAGAGAGAGAGAGAGAGAGAGAGAGAGAGAUAAUGAUAAUAAAUAAUAAACUGUUGUUUAGGCUUACUAUCUUUUUUGUAGAGCACGAUAGGAUGAACAUGUGCGCGAGGCAGAGAGAGGGAGCACGCGUGCGCAAGCAGAGCGCGUGGGCGCGCGUGUGUGUGUAUGUGUGUACAUAGGUUUGUUCCUACCAUAGCUCUUACUCCACAAAUGCAUUGGAGUGAGUAGAAGCUAUGAUAGGGAGCGUGUUGAAGCAUGCGAUGCGAACAAACCUCCUUAGAUAGUAUAACAACAUCCAUAACGUCUAUGAACGUUCUAUGAAUAUUUGUACAUUUUUAGAACAUUCUAUGAACGUUUUUAGAAAUUCUGUAUUGUAUGGGUCGUGAUUGAUUGAGAGUGAGAGAAAAAUAGAGAAUGAUCACGAAUUUUAAAAAUAACAGCGAGAUAAUGAGAAGAAGAAAAAGUAAACGAGAAAAUGUAGAGAAAAAGAGGAAAAGGUGCAAAUAGAAAUGUGUGUAUUCGCGCGCGCACAAUAUGUGAGAGGGAGAGAGAAGAUGUGACAAGGUAGCAAGAACGGAGAUAUGAUGAUGCGAUAACGAUAGCGGCGGCGAUAAUGAUAAUGAUAAAAUGAUGACAAUGUGAGUAUGCGGCAGCGGGUGAUACGGCAUGGAUUGGCCGCAAUCCUGGCCGCCUCCCCCAUUUCCCAAGAAUCGAUACGGUCCUUUUAGCUAUUUACUGUCUUUAUUAUUGCUAUGUGUAAGAAAAAUAAAACAAAAUGGCGAACGAUGUGUCAUAAACUGCUGAGAUUUUUAUCGACAAGACGGUGUGUGAGAGAGAGAGAGAAAGAGAGAGAGAGAGAGAGAGAGAGAGAGAGAUAUACG